Molecule: messenger RNA, 1543 nt
Organism: Odontomachus brunneus
Lineage: Eukaryota; Metazoa; Arthropoda; Insecta; Hymenoptera; Formicidae
Product: COMM domain-containing protein 3
Exons: 5
Coding region: 447-1022 (191 amino acids)
Biological process (GO): sodium ion transport
Source: RefSeq, a predicted model, not a curated record
UCAUGCACAUUUUAUUGUAAUUUAUGAACGGUUUUUUUUAGCUUCUUAUGUUCAUGAUGCUAGGUACAGCUAGUAUUCGAGAGAACGAACCUAAUAAUAGGUUAAAGUAGGUGUCUUUCUAUCUACAAUGCAAUUGUACGAUGUAUGAAUGGCAAGUUGACGCGAUCGUAUGUGAUCGUAAGUAAUUUCAACAGUUUGUCCCAAAUAGAAACAAUAGUUACGAUCUUUGUGCAUUUUGGAAACUGAUCGAAGACAAGUCAUAUCUUGAGUGUUCCAUGAUAUUUGAAAAAAAUAUAAAGUAGGCUUAUUUACCUAUAUCGGGAUAGUGUGAAAAAUUCUUAAUUUUGUGGUAUAUAGUCAGUGUCAAACACAAUUCAAAUUGCCACAGCAAAUACAUUGUUACAGCAAGUAUACAUGUAAAAAAAUUAGUACUGUGUUAUGCCAAGAUGGAAUUGGCAAAAGAAACUAUCAAUGGUUUAACAAAUAUUCAAAAUAGCAACAGUUUACCUGAAGAAAUAUUUCUACAGUUAUUAGAAAAUAUAGCAUCUUACAUUUGUAAGAAUAUUAACGAUGCAAAAAGUAUCGCUGCUAUAUGUCCAUCCAAGUCAGAUCUGAUAAAGACUGCCAUGGCAAAUAUCUUGUGUCUCUUUAUAGAGGCUGCCAGACAUGAUUAUGAUGAAGAAAGCUUAAAAAUUUUUCUACAUAAUGAACAUAUCAGUGGGCAAAGAAUUGAGAAGCUAUGUAAUACUUACAUAAACAAUAAACAAAAUAUUCAAACCCAACUAGAAUUGACAGGAAACAGCAUUCCACAUAUAGUGGAUAUAGAUUGGCGUUUAUAUCAUUGUGUAAAGUUUAGCACUUGUCGCUCCACCAAUGUGCCAAUUUACAACAUACAAAUGAUUACGAAAAAAUAUAGUGAAGUAAAACAUGUAACAUUUACAUGUACCAUACAACAACUCCAAGAACUGGUAUAUAAGCUGAAGGAUAUUGUAAGACACAUUGAAAAGAUGUCUAAUAUGUAAAUGCUCAAUAGAUAAUUACAAUUUAUAAUGUAGGAAUAUGUAAUAUUCUUCUGUCGCUUUGCUAGAAAUAUUAACAUAUAUGAACAUACAUAUAUGAAUAUACAUAUAUGAAGGAUAAUGUUUUUUUUUAUCAAUAAUACACAAAUUGAUACAGGUGCAGUCAAUUAUAUUUUUGCAUCAUUAAUGAAAAGAAUAUCUCCUAAUCCAUUUAAAAUUAUUAUUGUAUUACUUUUAUAUGUAUUUAUACAUGUAUAUGCGCACAAACGCAUACACAUAUAUAAAAACUGAUUAAAAAUACAGUGUAUCUUCCGUUCUGCAGCCCAAUAUUUGUCUAAAAAUUUCUAUUUUUGUUAGACGAAAAAAAUACUAUAUCGUUAUGCCCUUACUAAUUAAAUAUAGAAUUAUAUUAGUAAUUAAUAAAUUUUUUUCUAUCUCUAUAUAAUAGAUAUAUAUAUAUUUUUUUUAACCAUAAUACACUAUGUACAAAUAAAGUGGGGGAGCAUAUUUUCUACAAAGAUAAA